Messenger RNA from Linum trigynum, 2452 nucleotides. Lineage: Eukaryota; Viridiplantae; Streptophyta; Magnoliopsida; Malpighiales; Linaceae. The record is from the annotation of a GenBank genome assembly.
UUUUAUACUUGUCUGAAACUUCCUCCCAGUUCUAAAAUAAACACAUCCAUCAUGAGUUCCUCAGAUUAAUCAUCGUCUGGAGGAGAAGAAGAGAUAGAAGAGUUGAAUCUGUUUAACUAUCACCAGUUGGCUUUAAUCGGGUGGAGGCUUGAGGAAGCUUCAACCUCACGUCGUUGUUCAACAAGUCGCACCUCCAUUGAUCGUGAAAGGGUCUCAGGUCAUGACCGUCUCAUGCAGGAUUACUUCAAUCCAAAUCCAACAUACGAUGCCCUCAUAUUCAGAAGGUGUUUUUGUAUGCAACUACGACUAUUCAAUUGCAUAAUGGGUGUCGUUGUGAGGUAUGAUCCCUCUUUUGCACGAAGGAGUGAUGUCGUUGGUCAACUAGGCCUAUCGCCGGAGCAAAAGCUUACUAGUGCACUACGCAUGCUAGCUUAUGGCUCUCCAGCUGAUCAACUUGAUUACUACAUGCAUAUGGCUCAGAACACUGUGCUGGAAUUUUUCAGGAAGUUUUGAAGAGCCAUUGUCGGGAUGUACUCAUCGACAUACCUCCGUGCACCAACUCCUGCUGAUGUAAGGAUUCAACGUGGAUUCCCUGGUAUGAUUGGAUCAAUUGAUUGCAUGCACUAGGAGUGGAGGACUGUCCUACUUCUUGGACUGGGUAGUACCUAGGGCACAACCGUAAACCAACAAUCAUUCUCAAGGCAGUGGCUUCUUCCAACACCUGGAUAUGGCAUGCUUUCUUCGGCCCGCCUGGGUCGAAUAACGACAUCAAUGUUUUGAGGAUGCCUCCAGUGUUUGACUGUAUCCUCAACGGAACCGCUCCACAAGUACAAUUUGAGGUAAACGGUCAUACCUAUUAUCAAUGUUAUUAUUUGGCUGAUGGUAUUUAUCCUUCGUGGUCAACUUUAGUGAAAACAUUCAGCAAUCCAAGCUCAAACAAAGAAGCCUUGUUUGCUCGAUGUCAAUAAGCACAUCGAAAAGACGUAAAGCGGACUUUGGAAUUCUUCAAGCUAGAUGGGCAAUCGUUCAUGGCCCUGUGAGAUCUUGGGAUGUUUCCAAAAUUAAUGAUAUAAUGUUGACAUGCAUUAUAUUGCACAACAUGAUAAUUGAGGAUGAGCAGGUUGAUUCUGACGAUGAGAUGGAAGAUAAUCUAGAUUAUGAGGUACAUGACCAACAACCAACUAAAUGUCGACAUAGAUAUUCCAACCCUAACUGAAUACUUGGCUAGGAAUAAUAGGCUUCGUGCUGCACCAAUACAUCAUGGGCUUUGUCGGGACUUGGUCGAGCAUAUUUGGAACUCGCAUGGAAAUAAUUAGUCAUUGUUGUUGCUUGGUAUCGAUGUUGGGAUGCUUUGUAAUUCAAUUGGUAACAAUUUGUUUUGUAAUUCAAGAAUGCAUUUUCAUUUCAAUAAUAUAUCGGUCUAGUUUUUGUUUACAUACAACUUCAAGAUGAUAAACAUAAAUUUUAAAUAAAAUGAAUUUAAUUGAAGUUAUAUUAUCAAAUAAAAGAAAUUAAAUACAAAUUAAAGAAGUCUAAAAAAAUUACAAACAUUAAUUCUCAUUUCCUUAAGUAAACACCUUCCUUUUUUUCUCCUUAAAAAGUUCCCUUAGAGGUGUUUGGAUGGGUCUUUUUAUGAGGUAAUUUGGUCCAAUUGACUCAAAAUGAGACAAUUGAGCCAAAUUGAUCUAUUUGGCUCCACAAAAUUGAAACGAAAAAAUUUGGGCUGUGAAAAUUGAAAUUGCAUCAUUAUGGAUCAAUUGAGAAUACUGGGGGUGGGGGAGGUAAUCUUGAUUGGCUCGUUUUUAUUCUCUCUUUCCAAGUGUUACCCUUUCUUUUUCUCUUUCUCUCUCUCCAUAAAUAAACCCCACCAUCUUCUUGCCUUCCUCUGCAACGAGGAACCCUUCAUCCUCGAUUCUUCUUUUUCCUUUUUCCCCAUCUUCUUUCCUUUCUCUGCAAUGAGGAACCCUUCCUCCUUGCUUCUUCUCUUUCCUUUUUUCCCCAACUUCUUUCCUUCCUCUACAAUUAGGAACUCUUCCUCUUCUCUUCUUCUCUUUCCUUUUUGUCUUGGCAACAAUCUGCCAAAAAAAUUUCUCUCUUCUCUUCUAUGUCAUCUUUUUCUUUCUUGUAAUAACGACGAUGAAAGGGAAGGUUUAUUGUUUCUUUCUCAUGGCGAGACCUCAUUUGAUAGAGGGUAAAGUCGGAAGAUGAAGCGGGAAGUUCGUCGACGAAGAGGGACGAGAGGACCUGCGUGUGUUGCUCGUUUGGGCUUGCGAUGUUGAAGCUGUAGAAAUCAAUUGGUAGUUCUGCAUGUAGUUAAGUUGUGGGUUCAACAAGAUUUUUUCUAUUUCUCAUAGGGUUUCAAAUUCAGUUAUGCUUAGGUUCAUAUUUUGCAUGAUCUAUUUCUAUAAGGGGGUCUGCUUGAUUCAGGGGAAAAUCAAAUUUCUAGAUUUGG